UAAUUGGAGACAGAUAAUUUAUUGAGGCGACCCCUGAAGAAUAAAGCCGAAAGAGAAGACACCAAGGUUACGUUUACUUGUUUUGACGACUGAUAGUAACUUGCUAUAUUUUAUUCAUAAACUUUUGCAAAGAAACAUGGCCAUCCAACAAAUAAUAUCUACUACACUUCUAUUUUGGCUUAGAUUUGAGAUUAUAAUUUGCCAUAUUUGAUAAGAGAGGAAUAGCUGAUAUUGAAAACUGAACCAAAAUUGACUGGAGCACAAAUUAAUUGAAAUUUCAGUAUUUUACAUAUUUAAUUUAUUUUUAAAAUGCCAUAUAACAUUGAUACGAAAUUGUUUAUUUAUUGGUACAAAAUUUGCCCAUGAAAGGGACAAAAUGGGAAUAAGUAGAAAAGAAAUGGGGUACUUCGAACCAAUAAUGAUUCAAACAGCUUGCCAUACAAACAAAGUGGCAGGUGGAGAGCUGCCGUCUCUCGGUGAAUCGCAGGCAAUGCAGGGGCCAGAUUUAAUUUAACGCAUGUAGCUACUUAGCAAGAUGCGAUUCAUUUACAGACAUUAACUGUGUUCACUUAACUUGGCCCUAGACUUGGAGUUAAGAAAGAGACCCACGAAGCAACUGAAAAAUCAGUUUUCAGGCCGCCGGGAAAGCAAACCACGCCACCCGGCUUCCGGGGAUUCAGGAGCCGCAAGCGAUUGACGGCAGACGUCGGUCGGUCGGUGGCUCGAGGGGGAGGAAAGACGGAGCGAGCGUUCACAUCGGCUCAGACGUCCACCUCUCGGUUCCAGCCACUUUCGAGAUGUCAAGAAAGCUGCACAGGACUGAAGUCUGCGCUGACUGCAGUGCGCCAGACCCGGGCUGGGCCAGCAUCAAUCGAGGGGUUCUGAUCUGUGAUGAGUGCUGUUCAGUCCACCGCAGCCUUGGCCGCCAUAUUUCCAUAGUAAAGCACCUGAGGCACAGUGGAUGGCCUCCAACACUACUCCAGAUGGUUCAGACUUUGGCCAGUAAUGGAGCCAAUUCCAUAUGGGAACACAGUCUCCUGGACCCUGCACAGGUGCAGAGCGGUCGAAGGAAACCAAACCCUCAGGACAAGGUCCACACCGCUAAGUCAGAGUUCAUCAGAGCCAAAUACCAGAUGUUGGCAUUUGUGCAUAAGCUUCCAUGUCGAGAUGAUGAUGGUGUCACUACAAAGGAUCUCAGUAAGCAACUUCACUCGAGUGUGCGAACUGGGAGUUUAGAGACGUGUCUUCGCCUCUUGUCCCUCGGUGCUCAGGCCAACUUCUUCCAUCCGGAGAAAGGCACCACCCCGCUUCAUGUCGCAGCGAAGGCGGGGCAGAUCCUGCAGGCUGAGCUGCUUGUUGUGUACGGCGCUGAUCCUGGAGCUCUUGAUAUCAACAGGCGCACACCAAUGGACUAUGCUAGGCAGGCCGGCCAUGUCGAGCUAGCAGAGCGUCUCGUAGAGUGUCAGUAUGAGCUGACGGACAGACUAGCCUUCUACCUUUGUGGCCGGCGACCAGAUCACAAAAAUGGCCACUAUAUCAUUCCUCAAAUGGCAGACAGAGCUCGUCCUAAGUGCCCGACACAGAGUCUCGACCUCUCUGAACUCGCCAAGGCUGCCAAGAAGAAGCUGCAAGCUCUCAACAACCGGUUGUUUGAGGAACUAGCUAUGGACGUGUAUGAUGAGGUGGAUCGCAGGGAAAACGAUGCAGUGUGGUUGACGACGCAGAACCACAGCACUCUGGUAACAGAACGAAGCGCGGUGCCAUUCCUGCCGGUCAACCCUGAAUACUCUGCCACAAGAAACCAGGGCCGUCAGAAGCUGGCUCGAUUCAACGCUCGGGAAUUUGCUACUCUCAUCAUUGACAUCCUGAGUGACGCCAAGCGGAGACAGCAGGGAAAAGGACUCAGCAGUCCUACUGAUCCACUGGACCUGGGCAUCGAUGAUGACGAGCACGACUACGAUAAUGUAGCUUCUGAUGAAGACACGGACAGCGAGCUGACCACCCAGAACAACAACAACACACAACGCAGCAACCGUGCAAAAAGCAUGGACUCCUCUGACCUGUCCGACGGCCCCAUCACCCUGCAGGAGUAUCUGGAGGUAAAGAAGGCCCUGGCCUCCUCGGAAGCCAAGGUGCAGCAGCUGAUGAAGGUCAACAACAACCUGAGUGAGGAGGUCCGGCGGCUGCAGAAGGAGAUCACCCGGAUGCAGACAGAGAACAGUGCGUUACGGGGGGGCCAGCAGGCUGGGGGGGCAGCUGGCCAUGGAGUUGGGGGCCCAGGUGGAGGGGGGGGAGGCCACUGGGUGAGUGGCGGGAUGUUUGGAGGAGUUGUUGCUGGGGGUUUGGUUGGGUUCGGUUCGGGAGCUGACCCCACGGGGCUCUCUGUGCCCCCCUCAGCCAGCUCUUACCCCCCUCUCCACCGGAGGGACCGGCAAGCCAUCUCCAUGUAUGAGCCGGGGGCGGCCCCGGGGCCCACGGCUCACAGCCCCCCAGCCCUGGACUCCCUUGCAGCCCGCCUGCAGCCCCUCAACACACCCAGCGUAAGGAAGGGUGGCGUUAGUAAUCCAGGCCUGUAUGGAGUCCAACAUGUGUCUGGAUCUACGGAGAUGGGCCGAUACAUGGUGUCCAAACCUGAGAAGCAUGGCAGCGGCACAGACAGUGACUAUGACAACACACACGAUCAUUUACAAAGUAUCGGCCGGAGCAGCGAAGAGGAGGGUCGGGGCGAGUCUGAGGAGGGAGUGGGCGGCGACGCUGGCGAGCCGGACCCCACCCUUCCAUGCACAGAGGACGUAAUACUGAAGACGGAGCAGGUGACUAAGAACAUCCAGGAGCUGCUGAGGGCCGCACAGGAGUUCAAACACGACAGCUUUGUUCCGUGUUCUGAGAAGAUCCACUCUGCUGUCACUGAGAUGGCUUCCCUCUUCCCCAAACGGCCAGCGCUCGAUGCGGUUCACUGCUCCCUGCGCCUGCUGGCUUCCAGCGCCUCGCGGCUGCAGGUGGAGUGUCGCAAGGCGGCGCCCUCGGAGCCCGGGGCUCCGGCGGUGGACUACCAGCUCCUCACCCAGCAGGUCAUCCAGUGCGCCUACGACAUUGCGAAGGCUGCCAAGCAACUGGUCACCAUCACAACACGCGAGAAGAAGCAGUGACCAACCCAACGCCGAGAUGGGGAGAGAGGCAAGAGGCCGAUUCAUGGGGGAGGGGCCUUCAGGGGAAAGGAGUACGAGGGACAACACCAUCAGACUGCGGAUGGAGGAAGCGAUGGAGGAAGAGAAGAAAAGCUUGGAAGAUGCAUGAGGAAGCAGAGAUUGCUCUGAACAAACAGCAAAAGCGUGGAAGUGAAGGUAGGGGAAGGACAGGUAGAAGGGUCUGAUCUGGAGUUGGAAUGAGAAGCGUUUAAUAAACCGCUGAAACUGUGGAAAACAUGAAACCUGAUGUUGGGAGAUGUACAGCGAACUGGAUUCUUAAACGUUAUUGCUUUAUUUAUUUUGGUCCAACGUUGUCCGUCCCAUUUUGUGCGCCUCGUCGCCAUGGGAAGAACUUCUGCCACAGAGAGAAGUGGCACAGCCUACUGGGAGAAGGCGGGACAUUCCUCAACUCCUUUUCCCUUUCCUUUCCUUCUUCCCUUCCUCCCUGUCUGUCUGUCCAACCUGAAGUGUGGACCCUCUCUGCUCCCACUGAUGUCCCUGGCAGCACGAGUGAGCCAUGGAGAGAAGGACACACCUCCACCGAGACCCUCAAACUCUCCAGCUUUUCUACGGGAGGGCCUUGAGUUUUUCUUCCAACCCAUCGCUGUCUUGUUGGUGGUCCACAGCAUGAUCUGGCAUGUUUUCAUUUCAUUUUUUUGUUUCUUUCUGAACCCGCAAAUCAGAUUGAUUUGCACCUCUAAGGACUUUCGCCCCACCCCUUUUUUACUGACUUAAACACUUACACUGGAAUAAUUAUGAUUUAUUGUUUACCAUGUUGUUUUGUAUUGACAAUUUUACUGAUUGAUUUAACUGUUUCUGUAAGUUUGUUUUAUUGUGCUAAAAUGAAUUCAGUCAUAACAGGGAGACAGCUGGGAGUGCUUCACCCUCUCGCUGGGAGAUGAAUAAAUCUGCACACUCAGAGAUCAACAAGAACCUGAGAACAGAUUCCCCAGCAUUUCUAAGCAGUCUUCUUUUUUUCCUCUCAUGUUGUCUCAUGGCCAAGGGGUUGAAACAGUUGCCAAAGGAGAGUGCGUUUCAUUUUCUGUCAGAGCGGAAGCCCCUUCGCCGCAUUGUAGACAGAGCAGGAUCCUCAUCUAUCUUUUUUUGUGCUUGAUUUCUUUUGAAAAAAUACUCUGCCUCAUUUAUACACAGCCAGUGGAAUCAUCUCAGAAUCAUUCGCAGUGCCAAGCAGGAUAAUAAUAAACAACAAUAACAAAAAAACAACAUUUAGCUUGGUUUGUUUACAAGGAAGAGCCUGGUGGCCAUUAACCUGCAUGCAUGCUAGAAAACAAAACACAAUUCAGAUUUAGCAGACAUGCAGAAAGCCCUGGAUCUGGCCACCGAGAUCGUAAAAUAUGUUCUUGUUUAACGUCCUCAGUUCAUGGAGAGUACUUGAUUUGGUUCGCCAUGUGUUAUUUUUCACUUGCAGGACUGUCUGGCAAGCACAAUCAGGCAGACAAGCUGUUUUCCAGCUCAGACGGUCUGCCGAUCUGGGCCACAGAUGUUGUCUGUGUUUCUGAACUCUGUCAACAGGAAACAGCAAUGGGAACAAAAGUUUUGUUUGUGUGUGGAUAUAUAUAUAUAUAUAUAUAUAUAUAUAUAUAUAGCUCAUUGUAUUGUGCCGAACAAAUAUGCUUGUUUCUGUAAGGACGGAUGCUGAUGACAUCCUUUCUAUGACUUUCUUAUAGUUUAUUAAGGAUGUGAUCAAACAGCUGUGCAUCUAUUUUGUCUCAAACUGCUUUACCCGGCUCAUUCACGCUUUGCUUUAUUUGUCCCUCAUUUGGCUGAUUGUCCUUCAGCCUCACAUGACUGAACACUGUUGAGGAAAGUAGAAUCUCAUCCAUGUGACUCUUUUAUCCAUCUGCAGUUGGAGCUUGAAUGCCUUUGCACAUUGUCUUCAUCAUCUCCUGUUCGACUGACUGUUUUAGUGAUUUAUGAUUUUACUGACAAACAGAAGUGGGGGCCAGAAGAAAAACGUGCUCCUUCAAUCAUCAGUGCCCAUGUUUUAGACUAGAGCCAUAUAUAUAUAUAAAAAUAUAUAUAUAAAUAUUAAAAAAAACCUAUAUUUUCAUGCUAUUUUCUAUUAAGCUCCAUGUUAGGGUUUUGUUUGUGGGAUAUUUAUGUCUAUUUGUUGGCCUAAAGGGCUUCAGACUGCGACGUCUGCUCUCCAAAUCUUCAGUCAGCUCGACCCAACAUUUGAAGUGCCGUUUGGUUGCCCUCCUGUGUGAUCAGACUGGAGAUAUUAAUAAUAAAGCUAGAAUCCACGAAAAGAGGAGGAGGAGGAAACACAGGCUGAUCUCAGUGUGAGUUGCACUAUUUUCAAACACCAGCUGGUUGAAGUUGGAUCUACGUACUGCACUCUUCCAAAGGUCUUGGCAGGAUUAGUUUUGUCUGAAGCGCACUUUGGCCGAACACUACAGUCAUCUCAACGGGACGGGUCUAAAAUGCACGUGGCCCGGUUCUUCCUACAUUUGAUAGACACUACUUAGGGUGCCUCUAGUUUGAAUGUUAAAUGCUUCCUUUCGCUCAUGUCACUUAACUUUAUACACUACAUUUUGUUCAGAUUUUGGGGUGUUGAUUUCUAAUUUUAGAGACACCCACAGGUUAUCAGUUGGACCAAUCCAUGCACAGGAGACAUUAGAGUUACAGGUUUUUGUUCUUAAACACGGUCGUGUGCUGUGGUCUGCACUGUUUUCAUCCUUGACUUUUCUUUAAAUUGCACCAUGAAUUCAGAAAUGGGAGAGCUUUGUGUUGACAGAAGGCAUUAACUGUAUAAAGUAGACAAAACGGUGACUUAUGGAGAGAAAAGGUCAAUCAUAAUGGAAACUCAUAAGCUGUACAUUUGUAAUAAAACAAUUUAAUUGCCA
Gambusia affinis (western mosquitofish) is the source of this 6055-nucleotide messenger RNA. It is a transcript of the gene git1, whose product is annotated as G protein-coupled receptor kinase interacting ArfGAP 1. The coding region runs from base 798 to 3149 and encodes 783 amino acids. The transcript is spliced from 21 exons. NCBI's taxonomy places the organism in Eukaryota, Metazoa, Chordata, Actinopteri, Cyprinodontiformes, Poeciliidae. Gene Ontology annotation, biological process: regulation of ARF protein signal transduction; brain development. Gene Ontology annotation, molecular function: protein binding; GTPase activator activity. The record is from RefSeq and is a predicted model, not a curated record.